CUCGACUGCCAUCUCAGCACCUCGGGGUGCUGCCCCGGCCCUGGGACCCCACACCAAGGCAGGAUGGAGGAUUUGGAUGCUUUGCUGGAAGAACUGGAGCAGAGCUCCUGCCUGGCCUCCAAGGAGCGUGCUCUGCAGGGACCAAGCUCCUGCCAGGAUGCCCAGCACGGUACCCUGAAGGUGCCGCUGCCACCUCGAGCUCAGCCUCCAGGAGAAGGUUUGGAUUCAGUGUACAGCACCCCUGUACCAGUCCCAAAGCCGCUGCUUCCCUCACCCCCACCCACGGAGGCCGCCUGGCAACUGGACGAGCUCCUGGCCGACCUGGGCCACACACAGAGCAAGCUGGCAGCUGCAGGGCAGGGAGCCAGGGUGCCCAUGGAGUCCUUGCUGGACAACAUGCUGGACAGCCUCACCCGGGACCUGCAGGAGCUGGGAAUCACGGCCGCACCUGCCGGCAUCUGCGCCACCUGCCGCAAGCCCAUCGCUGGCAAGGUGCUCACAGCCCUGGGCAAAACCUGGCAUCCCGAGCACUUCACCUGUGCCCGCUGCGGGCAAGAGCUGGACAAGGGGCCCUUCUUUGAGCAGGGCGGGCAGGCGUUCUGUGAGGAGGAUUAUCACCAGGCCUUCUCCCCGCGCUGUGCCUACUGUGCCGGCCCCAUCCGCGAGAAAGUCCUCACGGCCCUGGAGCAGACCUGGCACCCCGAGCACUUCUUCUGUGCCCACUGUGGGAAGGUGUUUGGAGAUGAGGGAUUCCUGGAGCGCAACGGGAAGCCGUACUGCCACCAGGACUUCCUGGCCAUGUUUGCCCCCAAAUGCCAGGGCUGUGAGCGCCCCGUCACGGACAACUACCUGUCGGCCCUGCAGGGUGUCUGGCACACCGAGUGCUUCGUGUGCACGGAGUGCCUGACUGGCUUCACCGGUGGGUCCUUCUUCGAGCUGGAGGGACGGCCCUACUGCGAGCUGCACUUCCACCAGCGGCAGGGCACCAUCUGCCACGGCUGCGGCCGCCCCGUCACCGGGCGCUGCAUCACGGCCGCGGGGCGCAGGUACCACCCCGAGCACUUUGUCUGCGCCUACUGCCUGGGCCGGCUGCACAAGGGCACCUUCCGCGAGUGCGGCGACAAGAUGUACUGCCAGCCCUGCCACGACAAGCUCUUUGUCUGAGCCCCAGCUGCCCAGCACACAGCCUCCAUGCCUGGAUGUCCACAGUAUUGUCCCCACCAUCAUCAUGCCUAGCAUUGUCCCUGCUGACCCAAACACGCCUCGUAUGCCACCCAUCAACAUCCCUGGAGCUGGUUCUGCUCAGCCAACUGCCCCCAGCCUUGCUGCUGCCAGGCAUCAUUCCUUGUUCCCAUCCCUGCACGACAUCGCUGGCACUGCCCCUUGGA
Molecule: messenger RNA, 1388 nt
Organism: Pseudopodoces humilis (Tibetan ground-tit)
Lineage: Eukaryota; Metazoa; Chordata; Aves; Passeriformes; Paridae
Gene: LPXN
Product: leupaxin
Biological process (GO): actin cytoskeleton organization; muscle structure development; heart development
Cellular component (GO): Z disc; adherens junction; filamentous actin
Molecular function (GO): muscle alpha-actinin binding; actin binding
Source: RefSeq, a predicted model, not a curated record